Orcinus orca (killer whale) is the source of this 1673-nucleotide messenger RNA. RefSeq names its product 60S ribosomal protein L23a-like. The coding region runs from base 1 to 723 and encodes 240 amino acids. Gene Ontology annotation, molecular function: structural constituent of ribosome; rRNA binding. Gene Ontology annotation, biological process: ribosomal large subunit assembly; translation. The record is from RefSeq and is a predicted model, not a curated record. Gene Ontology annotation, cellular component: cytosolic large ribosomal subunit; ribosome. The transcript is spliced from 3 exons. NCBI's taxonomy places the organism in Eukaryota, Metazoa, Chordata, Mammalia, Artiodactyla, Delphinidae.
AUGAGUGGAGGCAGCUCUACAAGUACCAGCGGCUGGAGGAACGGGCUGUUCCCUCCACGAGGAUGCCACGUGGUCGUGGUUAGCAGUGUGCCAUCCGGUGACGGUGGCUCUGUCGCCACAGACGGUCGUCCAACCCCGGGGGGGGGCAACUGUUCUGCUGUUAGCGAACUCUGGUACCUGGAGUGCCCAGCAGGACCAAGCUUGCCGGGCGAUGUUAUCGGCUCCUCUGCUUACUUAAUCCCUUGGUUGACAUCACCACCACCUCCAUCCUUUCCUUCUCGGCACUGCAGCCUGCAGCCUGGCGUAUCCUGGAAGGGAAGGCGCUGGAGGGCUCUUGCCAGAAGCUACCAGGGCAGCCACAAAAAAAGAUCUGAACGUUAUCCACCUUCCAAACACUCAAAACAUUGCGGUUCAGGAGGCAGCCCAAAUAUCCCCAGAAGAGCGCCCACAAGGAGAAACAAGCUUGACCUCCAUGCCAUCAUCAAGGUCCCCCUGACCACUGAGUCGGCCAUGAAGAAGAUAGAAGACAACAGCACACCUGUGUUCAUUGUGGAGGUCAAGGCCAACGAGCACCAGACUGAACAGGAUGUGAAGAAGCUCUAUGACUUUGACGUGGCCAAGGUCAACACCCUGAUAAGGCCUGAUGGAGAGAAGAAGGCAUAUGUUCGACUGGCUCCUGACUAUGACGCUUUGGGUGUUGCCAACAAAAUUGGGAUCAUCUAAACUGAGGCCAGCUGACUAACCCUAAGUAUAAGAUUUUUCACUAUUAAAAAAAAGGCAUUGCCCUCUGACAUCCUUCCCCGCCUAGUGUGGUGUGUGUGGUCCGACCCGAGGCACUGGGGGCUGGGGCCUGGGCCUUUUGGAGAGAAGGCCCUGAGGGGAAGGCCUCAGGCAGGGCUAGUAAUCUGGUGAGGAGGCCCCCGGUUUUUGUAUUUUAUUUUUAAAUUUAAGUGGCGGAAGGACUCACGCAAUACAAACACAAAUGCGGACCUGAAAGUACCUAGGCAACUUGAUAAGCGUUUUGUCACAGGAAUCAGGACAUUAUCAUGAGGACGUCUGGAAUUUAUAAAUAAUGCCCUCUUUCAGGAUGUCAGCUCUAACCUCCAGUCUGACCGCUUGUUAAAGCAUUAGGCUGAGUCAAGCUAGAAUAACUGCUUUCCAAAUAUUUGACAAUGGAAUUAAUCUUGAACUCACUGUGGAUCAAUGCCUUUUAUUUUUAUUUUUUCCAGGCUUAUUGAGAUAUAAUUGACAUAUAACAUUGUGUAAGUUUAAGGUGAGCAACAAUGAUUUGAUAUAUGUGUAAGUUGUGAAAUGAUUAUCACAAUAAGUUUGCCUACCAUCUAUCACCUCACGUAACUACGAUUGUUUUUCUUGUGAUGAGAACUUUUGAGAUCUACUCUCUUAGCGACUUUCAAAUAUCCAAUCCAGUAAUGUUAACUGUAGUCCCCCUGCUGUAUAUUACAUCCCCAGGAUGUAUUAAUGCUAUAACUGAAGUUUUACCUUUUGACUACCUUGGCUAAUCUUCCCCACCGCCCCACCUCUACCUCCGGUAACCACCAAUCUGUUCUCCAUUUAUCCGAGCUCGGGUUUUUUUAGAUUCAGCAUAAAAGUGAGAUCAUACUCUGUCUGACUUCUUUCACUAGGUCCUGGUUCUGAGAGGACUGUGGGCACCU